UCUCUACUUGAUGCUGAAACUCCGUGCUUGCAAAAGUUUUGCAGCUGCUGCGGGUUCAAGAAACGAGGAGAUGAUGGACACCUUCACAAUAGUGAGUUUGGUUCUACAACUUCAAUGCAGAGCAAAAGUACAGUUCUUCUUAUGAACGAUACAGAGGGACAAGAGGUUGAAGACAACGCUGCGAACCUUGAAGCUGUUCUUGAACCUGAAGAUGAUGAUGAACAACCUAUUCUAGAGGAGGAACCUCAGGGAGAACAGGAGGGGGUGGAGGACCCACCAGAAGAUACUGAAGCUGCAGGUGAUGAAGAUCCUGACGCUGCACCUGAGGAAGGGGGUGAAGGAGAAGAAGCACCGACAGAAGAUGGCGAAGGAGAUGCACCAGGAGAGGAAGGAGAGGCACCACCAGCAGAAGGAGAAGAAUAGAAGAAUGAGAUGAUGGUGAACUAGAAGUCUUAUGGGGAAAAGAAGGACAACAAUUAUCUAUUUCGUCACAGAUUCUACAGAUGGGACCACAGCUGUGGUUAUUGGGAUUUAAUUCUGAUACUUUAAGAUUAACUUUAGUCUUUAAGAUUAACUUUAAUC
This is a messenger RNA of Eurytemora carolleeae, 582 nucleotides long. Its product is annotated as neurofilament light polypeptide. The record is from RefSeq and is a predicted model, not a curated record. NCBI's taxonomy places the organism in Eukaryota, Metazoa, Arthropoda, Copepoda, Calanoida, Temoridae. The transcript has 3 exons. The coding region runs from base 115 to 423 and encodes 102 amino acids.